This is a messenger RNA of Schistocerca gregaria, 1243 nucleotides long. Its product is annotated as NAD(P)H-hydrate epimerase-like. The record is from RefSeq and is a predicted model, not a curated record. Gene Ontology annotation, cellular component: mitochondrion. NCBI's taxonomy places the organism in Eukaryota, Metazoa, Arthropoda, Insecta, Orthoptera, Acrididae. Gene Ontology annotation, molecular function: NAD(P)HX epimerase activity. The transcript has 3 exons. The coding region runs from base 144 to 806 and encodes 220 amino acids.
UUGUUGUAGCACUUCUUUAAACAUUAAAAAAUGGCGUCUUCUGUAACCGUAUCGUUCAUACCAGCGACCUCAAUGAGAGCGCCAAACCUCGCGUCGUGCACCCCCUUCUAACCUAUUUUUCUUAGUAUCUUUCUGGGGAAAAGAUGAAGGCUUUAGAUCAAGAACUGAUGAGCGAGGAAUGGGGGUUCAAACUAGAACAGCUGAUGGAGUUGGCAGGACUGAGUUGCGCCUGCGCGAUCAAUCACAGCUACCCCGCGAAAAACUUUCCGAGGAUUUUGUUCGUUAUUGGUCCUGGAAACAAUGGCGGAGACGGCUUGGUCGCUGCUCGACAUGUGCGUCACUUUGGAUACGACCCAGUAGUUUUUCAUCCGACGAAGUCCAAAAAAUUUGAUUAUCUGUUGACACAGUGUCGAAAACUUGAGAUAAAAGUCAUAGACAAGUUGCCAAGCGCGGACGAAUUGGCCCAACAGUACGAUUUAAUUUGCGACGCCAUCUUCGGGUUUUCCUUUUCUGGAGAUAUUCGCCCACCAUUCAACGAGAUCAUCACAGAAUUGAAUAAGUGCUCGCGCCCAAUUAUAUCUAUAGAUAUUCCAAGCGGCUGGGAUGUCGACCAUGGAAACGUAAAUGGAAAUGGGCUGGAACCAAAGUCCCUUAUAUCGCUUUCAGCCCCGAAGCUAUGCUCCAAGAACUUCAAAGGUAUCCACUGGCUGGGAGGAAGAUUUGUACCGGAAGCACUUCAGAAAAAAUAUCAGCUCGAUUUACCGAAGUACGAGGGAUGUGAGCAGGUCAUCCUCAUUUCUGGCUGAUUUGUUGUAUCUGCGUGAUAUCUGUGAAAAGAAAACACUAAGACACUUGGUGCAAAUAAACCACUUCCUGCAAAAUUACGCGCUACGAACACUUUCGCACGCUUCUGUUACAGAGUUGCUUUUAGCAUCUAUUGCUGACACGACUUGCGCCUAUGUUCAUGAGCGUCGUAGCCAUAUGUGGCAGAAAUCGGGCGCGCUUGAUGACGUUCGCGCACUGCAGUACAUUUUUUUUUGUGUGUUGCCGAUUAGAGAGCUUCAGAGCCAAGAAGCAAAAAAGUCUGCGAAGCAGAAGUUAUUGUUCCCCCACAAAGGGGUUGGCAGUUGGGUUUUCGAAACAUUGAAACGGACAUGUCUUUGUGAUUCGUAGCGUUGACGCGAGUGUUGUAGAUAAAUUGGCAUUUCUAUUAUGACGUCGUAUGCGGAGAAGUUUAGCAAGA